UCGUGCGUCUGUUCUCUAAUAGAUCAUAGGCGAGAACCAAUCAAAAUGCGCAGAUAACUUGGGUUAUUAUAAAAUGUGAUGUAGAUCGCGACUUUUCGUUUGAACACUGCUAGUCUUCAUCGGACGAUGAUGUCGGCUGGUUAUGCGAUAGCUUUAAAGCACGAUGCUCCGCUGUGAUUGAGAGAUUUUCAACAGCUGUGAUUGGCGCAUUUCGAUCCUCGCGGUUGUUCUCUCGGCGGUCCGCUGACGCACGGCUCUCCUGCAACCUCGUUCCCAGGGUCUCUCAUCUUAUCGCCCCCCUAGAGCGGUAAGAUGAGAGACCCUGGGAACGAGGUUGGCUCUCCUGUUGUUCCUCCUUGAUUGUAGGAUUGAAAACGAAGUUGGUAUAAACGGGUGUUGAGACUAAGACUUGUCCCCUCCUUACGCGUUGUAAAAGUGAAGCACUUGAAGUACUCAGUCUCCUUGGUAGACAGCACGUGAACGUGUGAAUCAUUCAAAAAAGUACUCUAAUCCCAGCAUUGAAAUUGGAUCACUUUAUUAGAAUCGUGCAGACGUUUUCUGGUCGCCAAGUUCUGCACGUGACAUCUACACCGCCACAGCAGAAAACGCAGCUGCUUCUUUAACGUGGAACAAACGAUUGCUACUGCUCAUAGGCGUUUAAAGGGAACAACAUCAUCGUUCUCUACCCCAGAUCCGACCAUAACUAAAAGGAUUCCACAUUCCCCGGGGUUGUCCCGGAGGAAGAUGAAUUCCCCGUUCCGGACAACAAGACUGAUUUCCAAUGCCCUACUCUGGGGCUCUAUGGUUUCCUUUUUGUCCAAUCCAUGUUUCCUGAAGAACUUGAAGAGAUGCUUUCCGACGACAUCGCAAAAUACUACCAUCCACUCCUCGAAAAAGAAAAACACGUCCACACGAAAGUUCAUAAGACAUGUUAGAUUCUGCCCAAAGCAACAGCCGAUCUUCUUGAGUUCAGUGCCCUAUAAAAGGCUCUAGACCUGCUCACGUACGUACGGCCCACGUUUGGCUUUACAGAUGAAAUAAAAGAUCGUGAGUAUUGAAUCCGACCAUAAUCUCGUUUUCUACUUUCCUCGCUAUUCACAUACGCUCCUUGAAAGGAAACCGUGGUCAGCCAUUUUUGACUAUACUUGACGUAGAACAUACAACGACUACCGGUUUAUUAAGACGCAUAGUAUGUAACUCCAUCAACUAGGGAGGCUAAUUGAAAUUGCCCCUACGCCUCAGCUGUUUCAAUUCAAUGGUGAACUGUACGAACAAAAAGACGGUAUAGCCAUACGGGGUCCUCAAUGGGCUUUUCGUGAUCUGGGAUUUGGCUUAUUUGAAGGCAGGGAUUCAGGAUUAUGUAGGAACAAGGGCGCCAAAUUUCGCUGUAUUGAACGGAAAAUGGGAUUUGGCGAUGGAAGCGGGUUGCGAGAAAUCUCACUUUAAAGAGCCAAGAUUCGGAACACCCGGGAACGAGGAAUCAGAAAUGACUUACUUAAGAAUUUUGCAUGGGAGCCAUCCCGUUAUAUUGCCAUGGCACGUGAUGAUAUGCACUUGUAAAGGUUGGUUUCCAUUUGAUCGCUCAAUCGCUGCAAUCAUAUGAAAAUCCUCUCAUUUGAGUGUUACCAUCUCCGACCGACAAGUUUUAUCCGACUUAACAGCUUGAUCCGACUGAAAUGAUCGGGAAGACAGGCGUUACCACACAAUAGAGGCAAAAAAACAAGAAACAGAACAAAGAAAACAAAAUAAAACGAGCUAGAAAAAAGAAAUGACUUACUGACGUAACUUGACUCAUUUGAAACUGAUCGUGAAAACAAAUCAUCGAAAAUGAACAAUAUCAUCAUUUUGGUGGAGAGAGAGAUACUGACAGACAAUUGAACCUGGCAGUUAGUGCUUGGGCCUUGAUUGAAAAGAAAAUUUAUGGUCGGGAUAGCGGGAUUGAAUACCCUAUUGGGAACCUUCGCCAUAAGCUCACCACUUGGGCCACUAUUGAAUCUGAUUUAUUAAUGUACCAAGAACAUUGUAGAUUUCACAAGAUCCAGGUGUGCACAUAGAAUCAACUCAGUUGAAAGAUCAGCUUUCAGCCAAUCACCUCCGAAAAAAAAUACAUACAAUCAGUCAUUGGGAUGAAAACAUAAAGCAGCCCCUUUUUAACGAGCAAGAAAUUAUCACAUGAUCUCAGUGUCAAGGAAACUAAGCCUCCGAUCGUAAACACACAAUGCGUUCUUCGUCUUUUUCAACUUGAUUUGUGUGAUGCAAAUUAUGUUGGGUGUACUUCACGCCACCUGCAUGCGCAUCAGCUAAUCAGUGAACAUCGUUUUUGCACCAUUGGAAAACAUCUCAUUACUGGCGAUUCUCUGGCAUCCAGGCUACUUUUCGUUAGAAUAAAAACGGCCAAACUCUGGAACCCUAUUUCGGACAAAGACGACACCUGACCAGAGGAUUAGAUCAAGGACUCUCUCUUCCCCAGGGAUACAGACCCGUCUCUUUCUUUUGCGUAAUAAAAGCAGAAUACUCUGGUAGACACUAGUACUUAUCGGCCAAGAUCUCUCAAUCGAUGAAACAUGGCUUUUUUUAUCGAAAUAAAUGCCACAUGCUGAGUCGUUUGUACAAUUGAGACUGUGCUUUUCCGCUAAUUUAGCGGAACCUUUGAUAUAUCAAUAAAAAGCGCCGUGGUCGAUAAUGAAAAAUGCGAGUAGCUUUUUUUAACUUACUUCCUGUUUUUGUAUUAAAUAAUUCAGUUUAGAAUAACAACCUUUUUAUGCGAAAAUUUCAGCAUGCUGAUUGGCUGAGGCGGCACGUCAAUGAAUCCCAAACAGUGCAGAAAGCUGAAAUUGAGUGCAAAAAGUUCAAAUUGAGUGUAGAAAGUUGAAAUUAAAUUGCAUCUUUAUUGUUAACAAGUUAUCGCUCGUGCAAUUUUUUAGUCUGAAAAUUUUACUUCAGCUUAUUUAAUUAAAAUUCAACUCGAAGUCAUGUGAUUAUAGAAACGAACAAAACAAACGAUCUCCUUCAAAACAACAUUAAUUGAAGUUCCGCAAUCAAGUCUUGGUUUGUAUAUGAUGUAUAAUACGUUCACUGAAAUGUCACUUUCGGGUGUUUUAGCAUAAUGCGUCAGUCACACGUUUACUGAUUGGUGAGCAAAUAUAGCGAAUGAUAUUGUGAAAGCAGGCCAACAUUCGACGUGAGAGAGAAAACAGAAAUAUUAACGCUAAAUUCUGACAUGUUUUGGUUAGUCAUAUCGAAGUGUUAUUCAUUCUUAUUAUGAAUACGUCAAAUGGAACAAUUCCCGCAGGAAAAUCAAAUUGUUAUUUUCUGGAGGUGAUCCUGUUUGAGGCCAGUUCUCGCACGUUAUAUAUCACAACCGUGUUUACAAGCCUAAUAAACGCCGUAUCCUUAAUGGUCGCCGUCGUCGGAAACAGCAUAAUUCUGACUGCAGUCCUCAAGACCACAGCUUUACGGACUUGUUCGAAUUUUUUUCUUGGCAACCUGGUUUUAUCAGAUUUAUUUGUAGGGCUCAUGGUACAACCACUGUUUGUCCUUUACAAGACAGGAGAAGCACUGGGGAAGUAUUCAUGCCUUGCACAUGCAUUGUUUUCAACAAGUGCUUGGCUUUGUGCCGGUGUGUCGUUCUUGACCUUAACUGCUUUAAACUGCGAAAGGCAUAUUGCUAUCUUCUCUUCUCUAAGGUACAAGAGUUUGGUGAAACCACGAAGAGUUCUGAAGAUUUCAAUGGUCAUUUGGUUAUUGUCCUUAUUGCUUGUUUCGUCGCGAUUCUUCGGCCUCAGCAACGUUGUUUUCUAUGUCAUCUGUUGCAUUAUCAUCGUUGUUAGUUUGCUGACUUUUCUUGUCAUAUCAAUUCGAAUUCACCGCGUUGUUCAGCGCCAUCGAAUGCAAAUUGCUACUAGCCAUCAGGUUAAAGAAGGGCAAAGUUGGCAAAGACAAGCCCGAGAGGCAGUGCAUGCUAGAAACGUAGCAUGGGUGACGUUUAUCUUCUUCCUAUGUUACUUACCAACCUUAGCUGUUAUGAUAGCAUAUACUGUCGUUGGAUACACCGCCACGUUAAAAACUGUCUACCUUUGGUCUGAUACGCUUGUUUUUCUUAACUCCUCAAUCAAUCCCGGCAUCUAUUGCUGGAGGAACAAAGGCAUAAGAAAAGCUGUCUUAAAAGUCCUUAAACUAAGAACAGAGUCUACAGUACAACCUGAGUAUGAUCGACGGUCGAGAAGUGCCGCCGUGAUUAACAGUACUGAUCCAAUCGACGUUUUGCCCAAAGGUUCUAACAAACGUGUUCCGAAAGAAACGUCUUUUUAAAAAUGUAAAAAUCAACAGGGAUGAGGACAGAUAAUUUGCCGCAGGGCAUCUGCCACAUUACUUGAAGCGCUUACGUAAUAAUACGGGAAAGCUAAGAUAACGGAGCACAAUAACUUGCGCCAGUUUAUCGAUUGAUAUUGUUGCAACUGGUGUUUCAUCAUUCGUGGACUGAUUUACUUCUUCUGCUGUUCAUCGAGCCUCUCCGUACUAAAGCGCUGAAAUACAUUGCUGACCAAAUAUCGCGGUUAAACGAUACAAAAGUUGAAAUUUUCAAAUGAAUUUUUACAAAUUAGUCUGAUCGCACUUGAAAAUUAGAUUCACCCGAAAUAACAUCGAUCGUACUUCAUAUGUUAAGAGUUUCAAAUUUAUAUCACACGCCAACUGUUAAUUUUGUCCAUGUUUGAUAUACGACAUAAUGUUUCUACACGAAAGUGUAACUUGACAAAAUCACCCUAAGUGAGGCACGUCUCAAUGCCAUGAUAUGAGAAACUGUUCCUGUCGCGCGCAUUUGAUGUCAAGUGCUUCAAAGUCAACAGGAAAGACGACGUAUUUUAUGUUUUCAAUUUCGCGGCAAAAAUAGGCGCCUUAAACUAGAUUGGGUUGAAUUAUGGGCUUGAUAUAUCUGCUGAAAAUGGCCUAUUGUAAUCAAUGCAUUAUUCUAAAUUUGGAGCAGGGAAACGAAGCAGAAAGUCGCUUAAAAUGUGUGCAAGACUUUCCGCAACGCAAUAUCAAACAGCCAAACACUCGAGAAUCAGUGGAGCUAAAAAGAUCUCGCACGAUAUCACGUUUUUCGUCUUCUAUGGUCUUCCAUUAAGAAUAACUACCGAUUUUCAGGAUUGCGUGCUUUAAAUUAAAUCGUUUUGUUUUUUCUCACAGUGCACGAAAAAGAUAGCGGUCGUUCUGAUCUGUCAUGUAAUUUAUUUCUGGUAAAGGCGGCGAGCCUCGACUACCACUACUAAUGACUUUAGUUUAUUACCUUUUAAAGUAUAAUUCAUUUAUCAAUUCGAGUCCUACACGGAUAAAAUAUUACCAACACAGAGCUCCCACGAAACUUGAUAUAUUAUUAAUAUAUUUUAGACGUAUGUAUUUAUAUAGUUUUGACAAGACGUCAAUAAAUUUGGCUAACAGUGUUGGUAGGUGGAAAUAAGUUUGUUAAAAGAAGCACAACACACAAACCAACAACUCUUCUACGUAAGUGCACCGGAAAAUUUAUCACCUUUUUGUGAUUAAUGGUGAUCUGUUUAAGAAAACAACAAAUGAAAGUCGUUUACAAAUAACGCAAAUCAAAAUUAUUAAAUUUCGGAAGAGUAGUGGUCGCUUUAUAUGUAGCACUUCUUCCAUAUGAAUUUUAGACAUUGUUUUUUUUUUUAAUUCUGGGUUUCAAAAAUGCGUGCGAUAAAAGAAAAAAACUCCCUAAAAAGACUCAAUUUGAAACUUUCUUGUCGUUGGAGCAUAAAAUGCAAUAACGUUAUAUUACGCAGUAAGCCAACUGCGUGAACAACGACAGGUGAAAAAAUAUAGAGAAAGUAAAUGACAUUAUGACAGGCUAAAUGCUAAGUCCUAAUGAUUACUCAAAUAUUCUUUACUAAAAUUGCUUUUAAACAAAAAUGUUGCCUUUCCUUGUGUUGCUCCGAGUUUAAAGGGAUCAGCGUCUCUGGUCUUCUCCCGGACUAGAUAGUAAACAACAAAACAAUAUGGCGGACCCAUGGUUUUUUGUUUGGCAAACAUGUGAUGGUUAGGUGAAUAAUAACUAACAUCUCGGGAUAACAAAUUUCAAGGUUCAUCAGAAAAAUUUCAUGAAUGAGAUCGAUCGUUACCAUAGACCAUUAAUUUCCGAGUUUCCUUGUGCCUUUGUUUCAAAACGAGUCUAAGCAUUUUCCUGUGAAAAUAACUUUGAUCUGAUCGAAAAUGAACCACGUAGACUCGUUUUGACACAGAGGCAAGAGGUAACUCAGAGAUGGCCUGUUAUGUUGACAAAAAAACCCCAUCCUUUUUGAGGUUGAAAAAAGCUGUUUAGGAAGGUUCUCGUAUCUUAGAGUUUGGUUUAAACUGUUGAGUAGUUAUUUAGUUCUUUCCCUUUUACGAAGUCCCCUCUCCUUUGUUGAAGUUUUUUGACAUUCUACACCACCCGACGUUCUCUGCUGGUGAACGUUUCCUUCGUUUGUCAGUCGACUAACUUUGUGCGUGUGUUCUUUUCGUUUUCGUUUGAUAGAGAGAAUGUCUCCUUAAUAUGCAAACUACUUUAACAAUGCAGCAGGAUUUUCUGUCUUU
Messenger RNA from Orbicella faveolata, 6582 nucleotides. RefSeq names its product adenosine receptor A1-like. Gene Ontology annotation, cellular component: membrane. The record is from RefSeq and is a predicted model, not a curated record. Gene Ontology annotation, biological process: G protein-coupled receptor signaling pathway. Gene Ontology annotation, molecular function: G protein-coupled receptor activity. NCBI's taxonomy places the organism in Eukaryota, Metazoa, Cnidaria, Anthozoa, Scleractinia, Merulinidae.